Molecule: messenger RNA, 749 nt
Organism: Ostrinia furnacalis (Asian corn borer)
Lineage: Eukaryota; Metazoa; Arthropoda; Insecta; Lepidoptera; Crambidae
Product: inaD-like protein
Exons: 4
Molecular function (GO): protein binding
Source: RefSeq, a predicted model, not a curated record
CGGAGCCGCCCCCAGACCCGGCGACGGCGCCGAUCGCGGCCAACCAGGACACGGUCAUCGAGCUAAGCACCGCCAGCGAACCGCUCGGCAUCGUGCUGUUAGGAGGCAGCGACACGCUUAUCAACGGAGCAGCAGCGAUAAUCCUGGACGUAUACAAGAACGGUGCAGUGGCCAAGGACGGCCGGCUACGGGUGGGCGACCAGAUACGCGACUGCAACGGCGUUACCAUCACCAAAGACAUGGCGCAUGAGCGGCUGUGUCUAACCAUCAAGCAGAAGGUGCCCAAGAUGAAGAUGACCAUCUAUAGACCAGAGCCACUCCAAUAUACUGAAGUGGAAGUAGAGUUGUCUCGGAAACCAGGCCGCGCGCUUGGACUUACAUACGUCGCGCCUGUACAAGGCACUGGGGUCUACUUGGGAGAUGCUAUCGCGGGCUCCCCAGCAGACUUAGACGGGCGCCUUCAACGCGGAGACUUCUUACUGUCAGUGGACGGUAAGGACCUCUCAGCAGCAGACUACAUCACCGUUGCCACCACCCUCAAGCUGUGCGGAAACAAAACUGCCAUCAAGGUGAAGAGGUUCAAAGUCAUCGCUCGAUAAUAGGCUGGCGGUUAUCGCUACUCGGCGAUAGAUGGCGCUAUUCGCUAUGUAAAUGACGCUACUGAAGCAAUGAAAACCCCUGUGGGUCUAGACAAAGUGCAAAUUAUAAUCGCAAACCAGUCGAAAAGUGGUCGAAAAGCCCCUUUUUUG